Messenger RNA from Fimicolochytrium jonesii, 3138 nucleotides. Its product is annotated as P-loop containing nucleoside triphosphate hydrolase protein. Gene Ontology annotation, molecular function: ATP binding; ATP hydrolysis activity. NCBI's taxonomy places the organism in Eukaryota, Fungi, Chytridiomycota, Chytridiomycetes, Spizellomycetales, Powellomycetaceae. Gene Ontology annotation, biological process: cellular response to heat. The transcript has a single exon. Bases 282 to 2978 code for a protein of 898 amino acids. Gene Ontology annotation, cellular component: cytoplasm; cytosol. The record is from RefSeq and is a predicted model, not a curated record.
CACGCGUUUCCGUCCCGUUCUGCCAUCACUCUGACGAACGAUUUGCCAAUAAUAUCGGGAAAGUGAACUUGAACGGGGAUGGCGAUGUCGCUAGCAACCGUUCGCUCGAGCUCGGGGUCUCCUCCAUACACUUUCUCGCCUAUGUAAGCGGCUCACUGCAAGCUCCUCUUGCCACUUGAGAACCAUAUCUUCGUAUAUCGCAAUACACUGGCCUCCUACAGAAGCACACAACCUACUACCGCUACCACUCCUCGCAUUUAUACCCCAUCAACUUUUCCGAAAUGGCUUUUAACGCCGACCUCUACACCGACAAGACGUCCGCUGUCAUAAAGAAGGCGGAAGACCUUGCCCGAGAGUUUGCCCACGUUCAGCUCGCCCCGGUGCAUAUCGCGUCCGCACUAUUCGACGACGAAGAUGGUCUUAUCCGAUCCAUUGUGACCAAAGCAGGCGGGGAUCCCGCCACGGCGGAACGACGCUUCAAGUCCCUACUUGUGAAGCAGCCCACUCAAGACCCAGCACCAGACCAGUUAACCCUGCACCCCGCGACCGCAAAAGUACUUCGUACUGCCGACGACAUACGAAAAAAACAAAAGGACUCGCAUAUCAGCAUCGACCACGUAAUACUUGCCAUGGCCGAGCAGAAAGACAUUCAAACCGCUUUCGGGGAAGCGGGUGUCACACCAAAAGCCCUGGAAGAUGCCAUCAGCAAGAUCCGUGGCACACGACGCGUAGAUUCGAAGUCAGCCGACUCUACUUACGAAGCCCUUUCGAAAUACGCUAUCGACCUCGUGUCGAUGGCAGAGCAAGGAAAGCUCGACCCUUGCAUCGGUCGAGACGACGAGAUCCGACGCGUUAUCCGGGUGUUGGCACGAAGAACGAAAAACAACCCGGUGCUAGUCGGAGAACCAGGUGUCGGCAAGACGGCUAUCGUUGAAGGCUUGGCGCAGCGGAUCUUGCGGAAGGAUGUGCCAAAAUCCUUACAAUGCCGCAUCUUCAGCCUCGACAUGGGCGCUUUAAUCGCCGGCGCCAAGUAUCGCGGAGAGUUCGAAGAGCGGUUGAAGGCGGUCCUGAAAGAAGUGAACGACGCCGAAGGCAACAUUAUCAUGUUCAUCGACGAAUUGCACACGGUCUUGGGAGCAGGGAAGACGGAAGGAUCGAUGGAUGCGGCCAACCUGCUGAAACCAAUGCUUGCUCGAGGCGAGCUGCGGCUCAUCGGAGCGACCACUCUCGCCGAAUACCAGAAGCACGUCGAAAAGGACGCAGCCUUCGAGCGUCGUUUCCAGAUGGUUCAAGUAGGAGAGCCAUCUGUCGAAGCGACAAUCUCCAUCCUUCGUGGUAUCCGCGAAAAGUGGGAGACUUUCCACGGCGUCCGCAUUCACGACGCCGCACUCGUCACAGCGGCCGUACUCGCUGACCGCUACAUCACGAAUCGCUUCCUUCCGGACAAGGCCAUCGAUCUGGUUGACGAGGCGUGCGCAAACAUCCGGGUGCAACUCGACUCACAGCCCGAAAUCAUCGAUACCCUUGAGCGAAAGCACCUGCAAUUGGAAGUUGAGGCCACCGCUCUAGAAAAGGAGAAAGAUUCCGCAUCCCAACAACGACUUCUUAAGGUUCGCGAAGAAUUGGCCCGACUCGAUGAGCAGAUGAGGCCGCUGAAGGCCCGCUACGAACAAGAGAAAGGGCGCCUCGACGAGAUUCGAUCCCUCAAAGCGAAACUCGAUGAACUGAAGCACAAGAUUCAAGACGCCGAGCGAAGGCAUCAAGUCGAACGCGCUGCCGACCUGAAGUACUACGCCGUUCCGGAAGUGGAAAAGAAGAUCAACCAGCUCGAGGUUGAGCUCAAGGAGGAACGCCAGAGGCAAGCAGACGCCGCCGCCUCGGGCCAGAACUCUUCUCAGCUCGUCUCCGAAGUAGUCACUCCCGAUCAGAUCAUGGAGGUCGUCUCUCGAUGGACGGGAAUCCCGGUGACGAAGCUCAACAAGUCUCAGGUCGACCGCCUGCUGGGUCUUGCUGACGUCCUGCACAAGCGCGUCGUCGGGCAGGAUGCGGCGGUUAAGGCGGUCGCAGAAGCAGUCCUCCGGUCGCGUGCCGGUCUCAGCGGGGGUGGCACCAUCGGCUCAUUCUUGUUUCUCGGGCCAACUGGUGUAGGGAAAACGGAGCUGGCAAAGGCUCUCGCAGGCGAGCUCUUCGACGAUGACAAGAAGGGCUUAAUUCGCCUCGAUAUGUCUGAGUACAUGGAGCAGCACACCGUGGCACGACUGAUUGGUGCUCCGCCCGGGUACGUUGGCUACGACGAAGGUGGACAGCUGACCGAAGCUGUCCGAAGACACCCGUACGCCGUCAUUCUUUUCGACGAAAUCGAAAAAGCGCACCCACAAGUACUCAACGUCCUGCUUCAGCUUUUGGACGAAGGCCGGUUGACGGAUGGCAAGGGCCGCACGGUCGACUUCUCCAACACCGUAGUAAUCAUGACAUCCAACGUCGGAUCCCACCUCCUUCAAGCCGCCGUGACCGUCACUCCCGCCGUAGAAGAUGCCGUCAUGAACGAAGUCCGCCGUACAUUCAAGCCCGAACUCCUCAACCGCAUCACGGACAUUGUCGUCUUCCACUCCCUCGGUCACGAACACCUGCGGAAAAUCGUCCACAUCCAGGUUGCUGAAGUCGCGAAACGAUUGGCGGGGAGGAACAUUAAGCUGCGCAUAUCCGACGCCGCCGCCGAUGUGGUGCUGGAGAAGUCGUUCGACCCUCUAUACGGCGCGCGUCCUAUCCGUCGCUUCCUCGAGAGGGUGUUGCUCACGAAACUGUCAAAGGACCUUCUCAGCGGGCAUCUCACAGACAACUGCCUCGCGUCUGUUGAAGCAGCGACAGAGAACACCGACGGCGCCGCCGACGCGGACGAUGGUCUCGUCGUCAGAGUCGAGCCGCUCCCCGGUUACGAGAGGAGCGACUCGAACGAUCGAGACAUGGAGAUGGAUUGACCACACUCGGGCCCCCGAGAUCCUCAGGCUUCCGGUAAGAAAAGGAAGCUCUCCGUCGCUCCAGAAAAGAAAUCGUGUCGUAGUCGCCUGUAAAUAUGGGUCUUGUAGUGAGAGAGAUGUGUAUUAGCGUAGCGUUCCUCCCAGUUUUGCUUAUCGGAAU